Mugil cephalus (flathead mullet) is the source of this 2965-nucleotide messenger RNA. It is a transcript of the gene creb3l3l, whose product is annotated as cAMP responsive element binding protein 3-like 3 like. The transcript has 10 exons. NCBI's taxonomy places the organism in Eukaryota, Metazoa, Chordata, Actinopteri, Mugiliformes, Mugilidae. Gene Ontology annotation, molecular function: DNA-binding transcription factor activity, RNA polymerase II-specific; RNA polymerase II cis-regulatory region sequence-specific DNA binding. Gene Ontology annotation, biological process: regulation of transcription by RNA polymerase II. The record is from RefSeq and is a predicted model, not a curated record. Gene Ontology annotation, cellular component: nucleus. The coding region runs from base 148 to 1638 and encodes 496 amino acids.
GCAAUUUUUGCCUCGUUGGAAGGGGCAUUCAGGAGGAAGAGCUGUGACGGUGGACUGUGGUGCUAGUAGAGAAAAGCUCAGAAGAGAAACCGAAAAGACAUCCGGACUCACUCACACGAAUGGUAUUCGGUCUCCUGUCAAGAAACGAUGUCAGUUGCUGAGGAACUUCCAGAUAUGGACGGAGCAGACCUCUUAGGGUUGCUGUUCCACGAUGGAUCUGCGGAGCCCUUUUUUCCAGACGAGAACGGGCUCAUUGAAUCCUGGCUGUCUGAACAAGAAAUGCUGACAGGUAUGGAUACUGAAGACUUCCUGUCCAGCUUGUUAGAUGGAGAGGACAACAUGGAGGCCAUCUGUCCCUCUCAUUCCCCCCUGGGCAGCGACAGCGGCAUUUCUGACGACAGCAGCACCGGCACAGGAAAUAACAAUCUGCUGAGUUGCCCAAGUCCUAAUGGCAGCGAUAGCGACAUCGUGCCCAGUCCCAGUUACUCUCAGCCCAGCCCGGUGCACUCUGACCCUGCCCUGACUUCAGGAGAGCUGCAGACUGAGAGCCUCGAGGCCUUGACGGUCCAGGCAGACCACAGCUACUCUCUGCUGCAGAGCGGAGGGAGAGACAUGGACAUGCUGCAGAGCGUGAGGGCAGAGAAGCCAGAUACUGAUGUCUUCAUUGAUCUGGAUGACCUGGUGACUGAGGACAUGGAGGAGGACGUCACCACUGAGCUUCCCUGCACUCUGUCCAUAGAAGAUUCAACACAGGAUUCAACACAGACCAGCAACACAGACCAGUUCGUGUUUAAAGAGAUUGUGCUCACCGAGGAGGAGAAGCGGCUUUUGGCAAAAGAGGGUGCGACCAUUCCCUCCCACAUGCCUCUCACAAAGGCAGAGGAGAGGACUUUGAAGAGGGUCAGGAGGAAGAUCCGCAACAAGCAGUCGGCACAGGAGAGCCGCAAGAAGAAGAAAGUGUAUGUCGACGGACUGGAAAACAGGGUUGCCAUCUGCACGGCACACAACCUGGAACUGCAGAAGAAAGUCCAAAUGCUUCAGAAACAGAACAUGUCCUUGAUAGAGCAACUGAGAAAACUGCAGACCAUGGUGAAGAUGUCAACUAUGAAGGCCAGCACAACCAGCACCUGUGUUAUGGUGUUCCUGCUCUCUUUCUGUCUCAUCAUCUUCCCGUCAGUGAAUCCAUUCGGUGGAAACGCUGAAAAGAAGGAACUCUACACGCCGUCCUCCAUCAUCUCUCGAACCUUGCGCUCGCUGCCGCCAGACAGCAGCGAUGCCAUCUCCUACCUUGAACCUGGGGAGGACGAUCUCGUCUUAGUGUCCCAAGCAGAGGUGGAGAAUGUUAAAGCUAUCUUUGCGGGCGGUCAGAAGAAUCACACGCCGGACUACCAGAGGGUGGAGCAGUCUGACUCGGAAAGCGGCGUCAACAGCAACUCUUCGGCAGACUUCCCCAAUCCUGCUCAGGCAGCGGAGAUGAAGCCGGGGCCUCCGGGCAGCGUAGGGGCCUUACAGGAAGGGUCCAUUGAUCCUGUAGUGGCAUCUGCUGUGGCGUAUGAGGUCACGGGAUCCAAGGAGAACUGGAUAGACCGUAACCCCCCUUCUGUCAUAUUGCAGCAGCACCGCUCUGAUGAGAUGUAGUAGGGACGUGUUGAUUAUUUUAUCCAGCAGGUGGAGCAAUUUUCCUAAUGUCUGAGGUACCAGAGACACUUAAAAAAAGGAGGAAGGGAAAUUAUUAUUUAUUCAAAUAUAGGAUCAUCCUGUUUGUCCCCGCUUUUCCUCUUUAGCAGCCUUCAGGUAUACACACAGUUACUUAAUUUGCACUUUGUUCUAAUUUCGGUGUUUCUGAAGGCAAGAAGAACUGGAAUGUAAUUAACAUACAGUAUAUGCCUGCGCUGCUGCAGGCUACAUGCUACUGAUGUGACCCUUGAGCCUUUAUAUUGUGCAAAACAGUGAACAAAAUUGAUAAAAAUUUAAUGGCACCACCUUCAGGAGUGGCAGUGGAUUACUUCAGGACAACUUGACGGCAUUAUCCUAUAUGAUCAAAUUUCAGGGAGAGCUUUUUUUUUUUUUUUUCACUAUGUCUGAUCCCCCUCCAGCACACUUAGUUAACGUCUGCUGCUCAUGAAUGACUCUCCAAAAAUCAUAGUUUACGUUGCCAUAGUAAAUUGCUAAGAAGAAAAUUAGCCAGUGUUUUUAUUUUCUUUUGUAAUUGCAACCUAGUCAGUAACACCCAAAGCGCAGUAGAAGAUAGGCAGCUUGAUUCUCAUAAAGCUUGAUCCGGGUGGUUGGUUGACCACUGUAACGCUUAAGCCAUUGCAGGACAUUUGGCCAUUUUAGAAGACUUGUAAAGUUCGUUAGUAUUUCCCUUGUAACAAGGGUAUCCAUGCUUCUUUUCAUUUUGGAAUGCUUUGUUUUGUUGUUGUACAGUAAAGCAAGACAGAAUAUAGAAAAAGACACGAACUCUCGACUCUUAUCAAUGUUAGGUGAAGCCCAAUCUGCCCCUGCUAUCGCUUCUUUUAAACCUCCAUGGCACAGUUCUUGCCUUUAUAAACAUGUAUGAAAGACCUUUGCACCCGUGUGCACAAGAUAAGGGGUUUAAUAUAUUUGCUCAGUAAACUGUUUUGCAGUUAAUACGUGCUCAAAAAUGUCAUGACCUGUUCUGUCAGUGAAGCAUUUUUGUCAUUUCUUCGUUGUAUUUCCUUUUCGUUACUGUCAGUAAUAUAUGGGAUCUAAAUGGUAUUGAGACUACUUUUUUUUUUUUUGUCCUCCUAUUUGACAAGGUGAUGAGAUUUUAAAUGUUGAUCAUGUUGUACAAAUGCACUGACAUUUGACAUAGUCCAAGAAUGGAAUGUAAAUAUAUGAAAUGAUUGUAGCUCUUUCUGUACAUUUGACUUCUUUAUGUAUAAGACAUGUCUGAAUAUCUAUAAUAAUAAUAAUAAUAAACUUUUUUAUAUAUCAGAAUGAA